Molecule: messenger RNA, 1259 nt
Organism: Merops nubicus (carmine bee-eater)
Lineage: Eukaryota; Metazoa; Chordata; Aves; Coraciiformes; Meropidae
Gene: RAD18
Product: RAD18 E3 ubiquitin protein ligase
Exons: 11
Biological process (GO): DNA damage tolerance; protein monoubiquitination
Cellular component (GO): Rad6-Rad18 complex; nucleus
Molecular function (GO): ubiquitin protein ligase activity; single-stranded DNA binding
Source: RefSeq, a predicted model, not a curated record
GCAGUGGACGACUUGUUGCGCUGUGGGAUAUGCUUUGAUUACUUCAGCAUUGCAAUGAUCAUUCCACAGUGUUCACACAACUAUUGUUCCCUUUGUAUACGCAAGUUUCUGUCCUACAAAACUCAGUGUCCCACGUGCUGUGUGGCAGUCUCAGAGUCUGACCUGAGGAACAAUCGGACGCUAGAUGAGCUAGUGAAGAGCUUUAAUUCUGCCAGACAACAGCUGUUCCAGCUGGUCUUGGACACUCCGCUGGCCUGCAGCAGGCGGUCAGCUGGCAAGAGCUGCAGUAAGAGUCCUGGUCCUCAGCCAGCUCCAGGAGUGCCAGUGAUUGACAGGUUCCUGAAAAAGGAAAAAGAUUGCACCUUGACAGAGGCAGACGGUCUGGCAGGAGCAGAUCAGAAGACUUGCCAAACUGAGCAACACCAGAACCGUUCCAGCAGUUCUGCAGAGGCUGAUGGUAAAGACAAUGGAGUGGGAUCACAAGAGAGUCCUGAGUGCACCCAAAGUCUUGAAAAGCCUUCUACAUCUGUGCUGAAAGUAGUUAAGAAAGUGGGUUGUCCUGUUUGUGAAGUUGCUAUUCCAGAGCAAUACAUAAACAAACAUCUGGAUAGCUGCUUGACAAGGGAAGAGAAGAAGGACAGCCUCAGAAGUUCUGGUCACAAAAGGAAGCCCAUGUCUAAAAUUGUUUACAACUUGCUGUCUGACCGUGACUUGAAGAGGAAGCUGAAGGAACAUGGUCUGUCCACCCGAGGGACCCGCCAGCAGCUCGUCAGGCGGCACCAGGACUUCGUGCACCUGUACAAUGCUCAGUGUGAUGCUCUGCAUCCCAAAUCUGUUUCAGAGAUUGUUAAAGAGCUGGAGAAGAAUGAGAAGAUUCGGGUUCAGCUUGAGUUUAACAAGCCCAGUGAAAAUAGCUUGACCUUCACAAAGGAUCAGACAGAGGAAGAAAUAGAUGAGAUCCACGCUGACUAUCGAAACAAACACAGAAGUGAAUUUCAGUUGUUGGUGGAGCAAGUAAAUAAUCGGUGGAAGAAAAGCGGCAGGAGGAAAACAGAAAGUGCUGAGCACAAAGAAGUUGUCACUGUCAAAGAACUGCCAGUGGCCACAGGGGAAGGCAGGGAAGAGCAUGACACAGCUGCUGGCCCUGGAGAAGCCCAGGUGCUCCAGACAGAAACUCCUGAUGGCAGAAGUGAACCUCCUUCCCUGGAGGAAGGCCAGAGAUCAGCCUCUCCUGCCUUCUCACUGUCAUCAACAAGCAG